Anthostomella pinea is the source of this 1101-nucleotide messenger RNA. The record is from the annotation of a GenBank genome assembly. NCBI's taxonomy places the organism in Eukaryota, Fungi, Ascomycota, Sordariomycetes, Xylariales, Xylariaceae.
AUGGCCUCCCCAAAGUUCGAAGGAUGGCUGGGCAAGAGCCCCGAGUCUGUCAAGGGAAAGAUGGAGUGGGGUUCUUUUGAGCCCAAGAAGUGGACUGAAGAUGAUGUCGACAUCGAGAUUUCGCACUGCGGAAUCUGCGGAUCCGACCUUCACACGUUGAAGUCGGGAUGGGGAGAGACGCCGUACCGUAUGGAUGUAGCCUGCUGUGUUGGACACGAGAUUGUGGGCAAGGCCGUCCGGGUCGGCAACAACGUCAAGAACGUGAAAGUAGGUGACCGAGUCGGCGUUGGUGCUCAGUCUCGCACUUGUCAGCAGUCCGACUGCCCCGAGUGCAGUACUGGCAACGACACAUACUGCGCCCGUAACAUGGUCAACACCUAUGCGUCGUUUUACCCCAACGAUGAGGGCAAGUCGAUGGGUGGUUACGCCGACUACAACCGGUCGAACCAGCAGUUCGUCUUCAAGAUCCCAGAGGGCCUGGACUCGGCUGAUGCCGCCCCCAUGAUGUGCGGUGGUAUUACCGUCUACUCGCCACUAAGACAGAAUGGUUGCGGCCCCGGAAAGACAGUCGGCAUUGUUGGUGUUGGCGGCCUUGGGCACUUUGCGGUCCUGUUCGCCAAAGCCCUGGGUGCUGACAAGGUUGUCGGUAUCUCGAGGAAAGCCGACAAGAAAGACGACGUGCUGAAGCUUGGUGCUGACCAGUACAUCGCCACGGACGAGGACAAGGACUGGGAGAAGAAGAACGCAAGGACCUUGGAUCUUAUCAUCUCCACCGUGUCGAGCGCCAAGAUGCCAUUGACUGGUUACCUCGGUCUGCUGAAGACUAGGGGUACGCUCAUCCAGGUUGGAGCCCCCGAUGGCGGCGAAUUGCCUCCCGUCAAUGCUUUUACGCUCAUUGCGAACGGUGUCAAGAUCGGCGGCAGUGCUACUGGCGCGCCGUGGGAAAUCGAGGAGAUGCUCAAACUGGCUGCGGAUAAGAAGAUCAAGCCAUGGAUUCAGGAGAGACCGAUGAAGGAUGCGAACAAAGCUAUCGUCGACAUGGACGCGGGCAAGGCUAGAUAUAGAUACGUUCUCGUCAACGAGAACUAUGGCAAGCACUAA